AUGCCCCUCAAAAGUCGUAUUCGAUUUCCCGACCCAGAGUUGAACACCUUCACCACCUCGAAAAUGGCUUCCAAAUAUCACAAGCUCGUUGGAAAACAUGUCUUGAUUAUCGGAGGCACAUCUGGAAUGGGUUAUGCUGUUGCCGAAGCAAGCCUUGCAUCUGGAGCUCAUGUCACCAUUUCUUCCUCGAAUCAGGGUCGUGUGGAUGAGAAAAUCAAGAAACUCAAGGAAGAUUAUCCUGCCAGCAAAGUUCAGGGCUUCGUCUGUGAUCUUUCACGCAGCAGUCUCAAGCAAGACAUUGAAGAGCUCUUUGCAAAGGUCGGAAAGCUCGAUCACAUUGUUUUCACUGCAACGGAGCCGCCAAAGAUGCUCACAUACGACGAGAUCUCACUAGAAUACUGGCGCGAUGCGGGGCAAAUGCGUCUUUUUGCGCCUUUUUUUGUGGCCCAAGUCGGCGCAAAAUAUUUGAACCCUGGGCCCGAGUCUUCAAUCGUUUUGACCACCGGAACCUCCUCUGAAAAGCCAAUUGCGGGAUGGCCAGUGGUCGCCUCUUAUGCGGCUAGCCUUAAAGGGCUGACCCGGAAUUUGGCUUUGGAUUUGAAGCCAAUUCGCGUCAACAUUGUCAGUCCUGGGUUUGUUGAGACGGAAUUAUGGGAUCAUCAAGAAGCGGACGCUAGGAAGGGUCUCUUUGAUUGGAUCAAGACAGCCACAGCUCUGCAGAAAAUCGGGUCUCCGGAAGAGGUCGCAGAAGCCUUUUUAUGGCUCAUGAAGGACACCAAUGUUACUGGCAGCGUCGCAGAGACCAAUUCUGGCAUGAAGUUGGUGUAA
Penicillium subrubescens is the source of this 828-nucleotide messenger RNA. RefSeq lists its product as uncharacterized. The record is from RefSeq and is a predicted model, not a curated record. Gene Ontology annotation, molecular function: oxidoreductase activity. The transcript has a single exon. NCBI's taxonomy places the organism in Eukaryota, Fungi, Ascomycota, Eurotiomycetes, Eurotiales, Aspergillaceae. Bases 1 to 828 code for a protein of 275 amino acids.